Salvelinus sp. IW2-2015 is the source of this 2069-nucleotide messenger RNA. RefSeq names its product lysophosphatidic acid receptor 6. Gene Ontology annotation, molecular function: G protein-coupled receptor activity; oxysterol binding. Gene Ontology annotation, cellular component: membrane. Gene Ontology annotation, biological process: G protein-coupled receptor signaling pathway. The record is from RefSeq and is a predicted model, not a curated record. NCBI's taxonomy places the organism in Eukaryota, Metazoa, Chordata, Actinopteri, Salmoniformes, Salmonidae.
GUCAUCUUUCUUGGCAAGAGCUCUCAAACUGACACUAUCACUUAAUACAUAAAUAAGGCUUUAGUAGUAUGCCAGUUUGUUGUUCAUGACUUAUGACUUGAUGGUGCACUGUCCAUCUAGUUAGGCUGAUCAUUUCUCACCUGUUUUAUGGUGUGACAUCACACUUUAUGUAUGUUUCUACAUAUGUACCAAGAUGUUGAAAUAAACCUAAAAUCAAUUUGGCAAGCUUAGCAUAAUUUAGUGAGGGCACAACUAGUGAUGUACAGUACAGUAAAGUAUCAAGGAACCAAUAAACUAUCAUUAGUAGCAUGCAAGUUAAAACAUUUCUCCAAGAAGAUGAUUUAAUAUUAUGUCAAGGAAAAACAAAUUCAGAUUGUCCAGUCUUAAACCGACUUUGUGACAAAGGCUUGCUUCUAUGUGUUGACAGCUAGUCAUAUACUGUUAUAAAUUAUGCGUCUUCUAACACCUUCAACUAAAAAUAACGAAGCAACACUUUCCUUGACAGGAUGGUGGGUUUUUUCAGUGUGGUUUGUCUGAAACAAAACAUACACUGACAGUUUCCUGUGUCUUCAUUCGGCACCAAGCAGCACCCACUAAACUACCCAGAGCUAACAAAGAUUUUCCAACCCCUGUGAUGACAUCAGCUCAUAUAUGAAGGUGAAUGGGGGGAAAACAGACAAUGUGUUUGAUUAGUGUUCACGUGAAGUAGCCUACUGUAGUAGUUUGACUUUUUUUGAAGAGUUCUUCACAAACUAUGUUGCAUUAUUAGCAAGGGAAAGCAGAAAUAUACUUUCCCACUGGUUCUGUCACCUACAAGCUCCUUUUGAUAACCAAACCAGACCUGAAACAAUGAAUACAUCUGUUGGAGAUGUAACUGACAACUGUAGUACCCCCAGAGACUACCAGUUCUACUUCUUCCCAGCCGUCUACAGUCUGGUGAUGGCACUGGGCCUGCCAGGCAACGUGGGAGCCCUCUAUGUGUUCAUCUUCAAGAUAACUCCCCGCACCUCCUCUAACGUGUUUGUCAUUAACCUGGCCCUCGCUGACACCACCUUCCUUUGCACCCUGCCCUUCAAGAUCCACUACCACCGCAACAGCAAUGACUGGGUAUUCGGAGAUGUGGCCUGCAGCAUCACAGGAACACUGUUCUUCGCCAACAUCUACAUCAGCAUCGCCUUCAUGACCUGUAUCUGUGUGGAUCGAUAUGUGGCCGUCGCCUAUCCUCACACUUAUCUGAGGCUCCGGAACUCACGUUGCACUGUACUGGUGAGUGCAGCAGUGUGGGUGGUGGCGGGGGCAGCUGUUCUGGCCUUCAUCCUAGUGGGACCUCUGGACAGCCAGCACCGUAGCUGCUUUGAAAACUUCUCCCAGAAAGAGUGGGACAGGCGUCUGGUGCCAUACAGCAUAUUCAGUCUCGUCGUCGGCUCGCUACUGCCCUCUGUGGUCAUCCUGGUGUGUUACCCUCUGGUGGCGCGGCGCAUCGCUCUCAUCCGGACCAACACAGCCCGCGGAGCCCUGAGGGUCAUCUACACAAUCCUUGUUAUCACCCUACUCUGCUUUCUGCCCUACCACGUGGUUCACUUCCUGCAUCUGCUCCGCCGUCUAGGGGUCAUCCAGCACUGUCCCUAUGCAAACGCCAUCUACAAUGCCCGGCGGGUGACAAUGGCCCUCGUCAGCCUCAACAGCUGUUUGGACCCCCUGCUCUACUACUUCACCACCAGUCACUGUAAGUGGAGUCCCUCCAAGGCCAGAUUCAGAUGGCUGUGGGAUAGGAGGACCAUGGGAGUCUACACCAUCGCUGUGAGACCGUGAUGCUUUUGCUUUAGCUUGCUCUGACUACUAAUGAAAUGACAUGCAUUUUAUGUUCCGCUCAUAAACUCUGAAGGCUCGUGGUGAAGCAUUGUUUUCCUUACCGUGUACUGUAAACCACCAAAUAUUUUGUAUACCUUUACAUGUACGCCAUGUAAAUAUAGCAUUUACAUCUUCCCUUAUGUUCAUCACUUUAAAAGACCCAGUGCACUUAAAAAACGUGAUUUUCCUGUCAUAUACAGUACCAAUCAAAAGCUUGG